Molecule: messenger RNA, 501 nt
Organism: Trichomonas vaginalis G3
Lineage: Eukaryota; Parabasalia; Trichomonadida; Trichomonadidae
Exons: 1
Coding region: 1-501 (166 amino acids)
Source: RefSeq, a predicted model, not a curated record
AUGCUUUCAUUCCUGAUUACUUUUUCAAUAUUUAAAAAUAGUGAACCACAAGGUGAAUCAGAAUUAUCAAAAACUAUUAAUGACAUUAAGUCUGCAUUAAACAACAAAGAUGAAGCAACUAUUGCCAAAAUAAAUUCAAAUCUUAAAAAUUCGAUUCCAUUUUUAGGAAAGAAUAUUAAAUUCUUAAUAACAAAGAUAGAGAAGAAGGGAUCUGAAUCACAAAUGCAGCCACCAGCUGGUAAUUCAAUAUUAUUUUUCCCAUAUUCAGAUAUAAACGUUCAUAUUAAAUUUUUGGAUGUUCCAAGUAUUGGAAAAGGUAAUGUCAAAGGAAACUUUGAUAGUUUUGAUGCCUAUCAUCUAAAUCAAAAAACAAUGAAAAAAACUAAUGCUCCAGUUGAUAAAGAUGGUAAAUUCUUAGAUCGCUACUCAGAUGAUGAAUUGGUUCUUCAUUUUACAAAUUCAAAAGGAAGUAUCCUUAUUGAAUCACUUGAUUUUGAGUAA